Molecule: messenger RNA, 2254 nt
Organism: Cornus florida
Lineage: Eukaryota; Viridiplantae; Streptophyta; Magnoliopsida; Cornales; Cornaceae
Product: aminopeptidase P1
Exons: 16
Coding region: 181-2106 (641 amino acids)
Molecular function (GO): metalloaminopeptidase activity
Source: RefSeq, a predicted model, not a curated record
AACGCUAACUCUCUCUCUCUCUAUCUAUCUUAGUUGUUUUCCAAUAAAACCAGACUCUCUCUCUCUUCUCUCUCUCUCUCUCUCUCUCUCUCUAUAUAUAUAUAUCUAUCUACCUCCUUCAAAUUCACCAUAAACAACCAGACUGUUGACAGAUAGAUAGCGACUGAAUCAAGCACAGACAUGGCGGACACACUCGCUGCUGUGAGAUCUUUAAUGUCUUCUCACUCUCCACCUCUCCAUGCCUUAGUCGUUCCCACCUCAGAUGCUCAUCAGAGUGAGUAUGUAGCUGAUAGGGAUAAAAGGCGCGAAUUCAUUAGUAAAUUCACCGGAAGUGCGGGUUUGGCACUUAUAACAAUGAGGGAAGCACUAUUGUGGACCGAUGGCCGGUACUUCGUGCAAGCAACACAGGAACUAAGUGACCCAUGGAAGCUCAUGCGUGUAGGAGAAGACCCCAAUGUUGAUACCUGGAUGGCAGAUAAUCUGCCGAAAGAUGCGGCUAUUGGUGUAGAUACAUGGUGUAUAUCAGUGGACACCGCAAAGAAAUGGGAGCAUGCUUUUGCCAAGAAGCAGCAAAAGCUGGUUCAUACAUCCACCAACUUGGUAGAUGAAGUCUGGAAAAACCGACCGCCAGAAGGAACUAAUCCUGUAAUUUUACAUCCCAUAGAGUUCACUGGUCGUUCUGUCGCAGACAAGUUGAAGGAACUGAGAGAAAAGCUCGUUCUGGAGAAAGCUCGUGCUAUAAUUGUCACUGCACUGGAUGAGGUUGCUUGGUUGUAUAAUAUCCGCGGGAGUGAUGUUGACUACAAUCCGGUUGUUCAGGCGUUUGCUGUGGUAACAACAGUUUCUUCUUUCUUAUAUGUGGACAAGAGAAAGUUGUCUUCGGAGGUAAUCAAUUAUUUAAAAGAUAAUGGAAUUGAAGCACGUGACUACAGUGCAGUGAGUUCAGAUGUGGUCUUGCUUGCAUCCAAUCAGCUCACUUCUUCAGCUAAUGAAACUCAAUCUGGAAAUGGUAAAAAUGAAGCAGAGGAGAAUGGUCAUAACCUCAUCUGGAUUGCCCCUGGUUCAUGCUGCUUUGCUUUGUAUUCGAAACUGAAUCCUGAUCAGGUUCUCCUGCAGCCAUCACCUUUGGCCCUUCCCAAAGCUCUCAAGAACCCCGUGGAGUUGGAUGGGUUAAAAAAGUGUCACAUUCGUGAUGGUGCAGCUGUUGUGCAAUUUCUUGUCUGGCUGGAUAAGCAGAUGCAAGAAAUUUAUGGGGCUUCUGGUUAUUUUGUGGAGGCAGAGUGUACGAACAAGACAAAACAGUCGGAAACCAUGAAACUGACGGAGUUGUCUGUAAGUGAUAAGCUAGAGGGGUUCCGCGCAUCAAAAGAGCAUUUUAAAGGGUUGAGUUUUCCUACUAUUUCAUCAGUUGGUCCUAAUGCAGCAAUUAAUCAUUAUAAACCAGAGAAGGAAACAUGUUUAGAACUUGACCCAAAUAGCAUUUAUUUAUUCGAUUCGGGAGGACAGUAUUUAGAUGGAACCACUGAUAUAACACGGACAGUUCAUUUUGCAAAACCUUCAGCACAUGAGAAAGCAUGCUAUACUGCUGUUCUCAAGGGUCAUAUUGGUUUUGGCAAUGCUCGAUUUCCAAAUGGAGUUCAAGGGUAUGGUAUUGAUGUUCUUGCUCGAAUGCAUUUGUGGAAAUUUGGCCUUGAUUUUCGACAUGGUACUGGACAUGGAGUGGGGUCUUACUUGAACGUUCAUGAGGGACCCCAUGGAGUUGCUGCAAGACCGCAGCCCGUGCCCGUGCCACUACAAGCUACAAUGACAGUCACGAUUGAACCUGGCUAUUAUGAGGAUGGUAGCUUUGGCAUAAGAUUGGAGAAUCUACUUAUAAUCAAGGAGGCUGAUACAAAGUUCAACUACGGUGACAAAGGUUACUUGGAAUUUGAGCACAUAACAUGGGCACCGUUCCAGAGAAAGUUGAUGGACAUGAGCCUUCUACAGCCUGAAGAAAUAAAUUGGUUGAACACUUACCAUUCCAAGUGUAGAGAAAUCCUUGCCCCAUACUUGGAUGAAUCUGAAAUGGCAUGGCUGAAGAAAGCUACUGAACCCAUCAGUGCCUGAGUGGAUCAUUCAUUAUCUGUAUUCGGGACUCGAAAACCAAACGCUGAUGCUACAACUUUUUUUUUUUGUCAAGCAUAUUAAAUAUUAUUAUCCUCAAUAAAUUUUAGUAAUGGAAUAUAAGUUAAUCUAAGUAUCUUUGGUUUCUUCA